GUUUAGCUGUUUUCAGUAGACGGCAGUGGCUGACCGACUGACUCUGCUCUGUUCUGCUCUUCCAACUGGCAAGAGCUCAAUGGCUGUGGAGGGCGCAGGGGGAAAUGGAGUGGAUCUGAAGGAACGCGCCGGCUGAACCAAAGGGAUUUGUAUCACUUGAGACGGAUUUACAGCCUCUUCCAGGAGAGAAGGAGAAGGUUUGCAAGAUGAUGUCCGACGCCAGUGAGAUGUUGGCAGCAGCUUUGGAGCAGAUGGAUGGGAUCAUCGCAGGCUCCAAAGCCAUGGACUACUCCAAUGGUCUGUUUGACUGCCAGUCGCCCACCUCACCCUUCCUUGGCAGUCUGCGGGCGCUGCACCUCCUGGAGGAUCUACGGGGGGCGCUGGACCUGAUGGACACAGAGGAGCGGGACAGUUUGCGCAGCCAGGUGCCGGACACCACAGCAGAGGGCCUGGUGGAGUGGCUUCAGGGCAGACUGACGAAUGGCCAUGGAUCUGCAGUGGGGGAUUUGGUCUGUCAGGAGCGACUCUCCCGGCUAGAGAGCGACAAGGAAUGUCUAGUGCUUCAGGUGAGCGUUCUGACAGACCAAGUGGAGGUCCAGGGAGAAAAGAUAAAGGACCUAGAAAUGUGCCUUGAGGAACACCGAAUGAAGCUUAAUGCCACUGAAGAAUUAUUACAGCAGGAGUUGCUGAGCAGGAGUGCAUUAGAGACACAGAAGCUGGAGUUGUUGACGGAGAUAUCCAGUCUGAAACUGAAGCUGGCAACAGUAGACCAAGAGAACAGGGAGAGCGAGGGUCUUUAUCAGGAGCUGAGUGAAAUGCGCCUCAGGAUGGCUACUGUGGAGACUGAGAAACUACAGCAGGAAAGAAGCCUGAAAUCUACCAGAGAGGAGCUGAUGGUGGUACAGAGGCAGCUGGAGGAGACUGAGCAGGAGCUGAGGAGACUGAAGGAGAAGCCUCUUCCUGAGGUCAUGAGCACAGAUGGAACCCAGAGCAGGGAUAAAGAUAUGGAAGUCCAGAGAAUGAAGCAGGCCGUGGAGUCUUUGAUGGCAGCUAAUGAAGAGAAGGAUCGUACGAUUGAGGAGUUGCAGCAGUCUCUGAUACGCUACAGGAAAGUCCAGGACAUGGUGAUGUCAGUACAGGGACAGAAAGACAGAGCUAAGGAAGAGGACGCUAGGGUGGGUCUGUGUGAAGGUUCAGCCGUAGCUUCACCCGCUGCAAUUACUGAGUGUGUUUCUCUGGGAGGCUCAGAGGAGACUGACGAGCCUCAGCUGAUUCCAUGUACUGAGCUCAUCUCUGAGUCUGAGCUCGCUCCCACAUCCGAAUCCAAACCAGCGACUCAGGAGGAGCCAGGCCCUGCACACAGUUCCUCUGAUGGACUUGGGUCGGAAAGCUUAUCACCUCCUGCAGGCAGAGAGGAGGGUGAAGCUGAGGAGGCAGAUGUUAAAAAGACCUCUCCAUCAGCCUCCCCCUCUCAGCCCAGCCCGGUGGAGAACGACAGCUUUGGCACCAGAAAAAGUCGCUCCUCAUUCGGUCGAGGCUUCUUUAAGAUCCGAGGUGGAAAGAGGACAGCCAGCGCCCCAAACCUAGACCGCAGCCGGAGUGCGAGUGACCCCAUGUUAGCUGAUGCUGAGCAGAAAAGGACUGAGCACCUGGACUUGGCCGGAGCUGCAUCUCCCAAAGCAAAGGAGGGGGUCACAGUCUCACCAGAGGGCAAGAAGAAAGUAAAGGGAAUUCGAAAGUUUUUGGGAAUGAUGAGGAGGAGUCAGUCCACCUCCUUUAACCUAGAUGAUGCUCCCGAGUCAGAGUUUAAAAGGGGUGGAGUCAGAGCCACUGCUGGCCCCAGGCUGGGUUGGUCACGUGAUUCGCAGCGUGGAAACAACAAUGAACUGGACACCCCAUUUGCACGCUGGGGUAAAGAGCAGGUGUGUGUGUGGCUGCAGGAACAGGGUUUAGGUCUUUACCUCAGCCAGGCUCAGCAGUGGAUCCGCUCGGGGCAGACGCUGCUCAGCGCCUCGCAGCAUGACCUGGAAAAGGAGCUGGGCAUCAGGCAUCCUCUCCACAGAAAGAAACUGCAGCUGGCCAUUCAGACUCUGGGCUCAGAGGAGGAUGACGCCAAGGGCAAACUGGACUUCAACUGGGUUACACGGUGGCUGGAUGACAUUGGACUGCCUCAGUACAAAUCCCAGUUUGAUGAGGGUCGUGUGGAUGGACGUAUGCUUCACUAUAUGACUGUGGAUGAUUUGCUGUAUCUGAAGGUGGGCAGUGUCCUUCACCAUCUCAGCAUCAAGAGAGCCAUCCAGGUGCUGCGGAUCAACCGCUAUGAGCCCAACUGCCUCCGCCGCAGACCCUCAGACGAGAAUAACAUCACACCAGCAGAAGUGUGUGAGUGGACCAAUCACAGAGUGAUGGAGUGGCUGCGCUCAGUGGACUUGGCUGAGUACGCGCCCAACCUCAGAGGAAGUGGAGUGCAUGGUGGCCUGAUGGUUUUGGAGCCUCGUUUCAAUGUGGAGACCAUGGCCCUCCUCUUAAACAUCCCACCAAACAAAACCCUGUUGAGGCGUCACCUGGCAACCCACUUUCACCUCCUGAUUGGUGCAGAAGCACAGAGACUCAAGCAGGAGUGUUUGGAGAACCCGGACUACACGCUGCUCACUGCCACAGCUAAAGUUAAGCCAAGGCGUCUGUCGUUCGGUGGGUUUGGGACAUUGCGGAGGAAGCGGCAGGAGGACAGUGAGGAGUACGUUUGCCCCAUGGAUGUUCAGAUGCCCCAGAGCAGCAGCUUCCACAGAGGACUCCGCGUGUACGAGGACGAGCUGGACCAGUUAGAGCAGAUGGAGGACUCUGAGGGCACAGUGAGACAGAUAGGAGCCUUCUCAGAGGGGAUCAAUAAUCUGACCAGCAUGCUAAAAGAGGACGAACUCUUCAAGGAGAUAUCCUCUCGCUCUCCUGAUGCCACCACAGACAACGAGUCCAGCGCGUGAGGAACCGGCCUGUCUUUCACCAGCUUAACCCAUCACUCUGAAACUGGCUGAUGCCUGGAGCUCCAAACAUUGUACUAUGCUCUACAGCCCAGUACUGUGACAUUUUACUAUUAAAAAGCAUACACUGCGCCACCUGUGGAGAGAGUCGCAGCUUUCCAGUUCUAUAAGCAUACUGCGGUGCUAUAUGUACCUUCAUAAUGCCAAUAUAUGUCAGCAAGUAUGACCAAAAGUAUUUUACAAUAAUAGUGUUAUUUAUUUACCUUUUACCAUCUGCAGUAUAUGCAAUGUUUCAGUAUUUAUGAGAAAUGGUGCCAAACAGAAAAACCAAAGACUACAAAUGACAACGACCAAAAGACAUUUUAAUAAUUAUUUUUCGAGUGGUUAUCUAGCGCUUCUCUUUCUUAUUCUCUAUAUUUUACUGUACACUUUGACUCCUGCAUAUCAUUGCAUGUGUUAUUUUGUACUGAAUGUGGACACUUGGUACAGGGAAAGUUCAUUGGGAGGGGGAAUAACAUCCUCAUUGGAAGCAUUUAGCCUGCGAAGCAGUGAUAGUUAUGCCUUAACUAUGUCAGCCCCUGUAUUCACUGUUUUGAGUUAUUAAAGUCAAUAAAAUUUUGUGAAUGUU
Molecule: messenger RNA, 3606 nt
Organism: Colossoma macropomum (tambaqui)
Lineage: Eukaryota; Metazoa; Chordata; Actinopteri; Characiformes; Serrasalmidae
Gene: ppfibp1a
Product: PPFIA binding protein 1a
Exons: 26
Coding region: 207-2981 (924 amino acids)
Biological process (GO): neuromuscular junction development
Cellular component (GO): presynaptic active zone
Molecular function (GO): protein binding
Source: RefSeq, a predicted model, not a curated record